Messenger RNA from Leopardus geoffroyi (Geoffroy's cat), 518 nucleotides. RefSeq lists its product as uncharacterized. The record is from RefSeq and is a predicted model, not a curated record. NCBI's taxonomy places the organism in Eukaryota, Metazoa, Chordata, Mammalia, Carnivora, Felidae. The coding region runs from base 249 to 512 and encodes 87 amino acids. The transcript is spliced from 4 exons.
UCUCCCUUAGCCCUGCCUUCUCCCUCAGAGCCCCUGCCCAAGACACCCGUGACCCUGCCUCUCUUUCCCCUAGAACAAGUACCACAGUCAUUAACCCAUGACAGUCUCAGAGGGAGCCCCGUGAAUCAUCGAGGCUCUGAGGAACAAAGGACCAGAAGAGAGGACCAGCCUUCUGGCAACUCUGCACCAGACCUGACCCUGCCGGGACAGGGCCUGCAGUUGUGAAUGAGACGUUCGGAGCCCAGGACAUGUCGGGAUUGAGGAGAUACGAGGUGGCGCUGGAGGCGGAGGAGGAGAUCUACUGGGGUUGCUUCUACUUUUUCCCCUGGCUGCGCAUGUGGCGGAGGGACAGGAGCUCGGCGCAUCCGCGGGAGCAGAAGUUGGAGCCUCUGCGAGGCCUGAUGAGCUGUCUGUCAAGCGGACUGGGCCCUGCCCCCCAGCGCUCGGGUCGCGGCCUUCCUCGCCGCACCCCCGCCGCCACUGCCCAGCCAGCCGGUGCAUUAAAGAUUUAAACCGAA